This is a messenger RNA of Plectropomus leopardus (leopard coralgrouper), 2015 nucleotides long. The record is from RefSeq and is a predicted model, not a curated record. Lineage: Eukaryota; Metazoa; Chordata; Actinopteri; Perciformes; Serranidae.
AAUCCGUGUGACAGUGAACGGAGAGUUUCUGCACUACAUCUACCCGUUCCAGUUUCUGGACUCACCUGAGUGGGACUCUCUCAGACCAUCAGAGGAGGGGGUCUUCCAGGUGACCCUGCAUGCAGAUAACCCCUGCAGAUAUGUGGCGUGGAGGAGGAAGAAACUCUAUCUGCUUUUUGCAAAGCAUCGUUACAUAGCUAAGAUCUUUGCCCUGGUCGUGCGCAACGACAUUGCAGAGAAGUUGUUCUCCCUUAAUGACAAGGCUUCCAACAAGGCAGGGCACCGUUUCGAUCUCCGCUUACCAAGUUACUGCCACAUGCCGGGGACUGAAUUAGAAAAGGCAGAUGGCUUCCUGCAAGUGCCAGUGCAGGGGACAAGGACUGCCUGAGUGUACACACACACACACACACACACACACACACACACACACACAGCUCCAAGCCAUAAACACUUAACUGACUCCUUGCAUGACGGAAUAUGUGUCAGUUGGGUGUGGCAUGGUGUAGUAUUAUCUGUUCCAUGUGUGGUAAGUGAGUUUCAAGUGAUGUUAUCUUAAAUCUGCUUGCGUUGUCAUUUGAUCUCAACAUGUAGAUUUGGUAGGUGCAGUUGUCAACAAACAUGGUGUCAGGUCAAGAGGAUACUCUCUGGGGAAUAGACCAGGGUCAUGUGACUGAUAGACAGCCUGGGACAUCUGUGGGCUACUGUUUUGUAGCCUUACCAACUAGGCUGAUGUUAUUCAUACUGUUUGAACGUAGCUUUUUGUCAUGUACUUUGAGAUAGAAGCCUUUUAACUAGGGAUGUCCCGAUCCAAUCUUAAACAUCGGACUCAGGGCUGAUCAAGGCAUUUUUUGACUGAUCCAAAUCGGCUAUAUUUAGCUCAUAAAGUUAUCUGAUCCUUUGUUUUAUGUCGACUAUCACGCAGGUGUUUUAAUUUAAUGCAACAACACGGAGCAAACACACCAUGAAUUAAACACAGUGUGAGAUUGUUUAUUUACAUUAGCUACCCAAGUUCUGAGCACUUGUUUUAUUUCAGCUCAGUUUGAGACUUUUGUAUUUUGCCUUUGGUUAUAGCACACUGUGUUUCUGCGCCCUGCUCAGAGUAGUGAGGAGGAGAAGAGGAGAGGAAAGCAAUGCAGAGCUUACUACAACCUCACUCACCACUGCAAGGACAAUUAAAGCUGCGCAAGCAAAAAUCCAACAUGGUUUACGUAUUAAUGAAUCUAGAUCUGCCAAGAAUAUGUGCGAACGACAAAGACAGACACUCUAAAAUACAGUUCAUUCAGCUAACACAGACACACGUUGCACUGAAGCAAAAACGCUGGAGAAUCUCUUAAAGGGACAGUCGUUCCCUUGAGACAGCGACAAGACCAAUAAGAUUAAAGGGAGGUUUUGUCAUUGUGUAAAAUACAUACAAUAAUAGGCUAAUGCAUUGCAGAGCUUUUCAGUUAUUCAUACUGUCAAGCAUAGGCUAUUCAUUGAAGAAGCCUACUUACAAUGUGCACAGUGCAGCUGUGUUAUCUAAAAAAUAAAAACAGGUUUGGGACUUAUCUGCAGAUACUCAAGAUUGGAUCGGGAUCAGGGGCAAAAAAUGUGAUCAGGACAUCCCUACUUUUACCAUGUUGGGCAGAUUAUUUCUGAACGGAUAUCCUGCUAUAAAAUGAAGAAAAGUCCGUUUUUUUUCUCCUCGAUGGGUUGCCCAGUCAAUCUGAAAUCUCAAAUGGGCACUUAGAAUUGCCUUAGCUAGAGACUGACGAAGCCCGGUGUCUCAUUUCUACUGCCUAUUUUGUAUAAAAGUACUUCAUAAAUAACAUUGACUAGCUACUUUCUCAGCCCGUGGAGUCAAUGAAUAACACCAACAGCACCACUCUGCCAUUGCAACCCUUACUGUGGUUGAAGGUGGAGUUGCAGCUUGAAUGAGAAAUAAAGUGCUAUUUUUUCAUUCUUUCUCAGUGUUUAAAAACCUGUGUUACUGUCAUGUAACAAAACAGUGCACACUGUUAAUGAUCCCCAAAAGU